This is a messenger RNA of Neomonachus schauinslandi (Hawaiian monk seal), 498 nucleotides long. It is a transcript of the gene FAM167B, whose product is annotated as family with sequence similarity 167 member B. The transcript has 2 exons. Bases 1 to 498 code for a protein of 165 amino acids. The record is from RefSeq and is a predicted model, not a curated record. NCBI's taxonomy places the organism in Eukaryota, Metazoa, Chordata, Mammalia, Carnivora, Phocidae.
AUGUCCCUGGGGCCACUGGAAUUCCAGGCAGUGGGUGAAGAAAAUGAAGAGGAUGAGAAGGAAGAGAGCCUGGACUCUGUGAAGGCCCUGACGGCCAAGCUGCAGCUGCAGACGCGGCGACCCUCGUAUCUGGAGUGGACAGCCCGGGUCCAGAGCCAGGUGUGGCACGGGGCCCAAACCAGACCCGGGCUGGGGGGCCCCGGGACCCUCUGCGGCUUCGACUCAAUGGACUCUGCCCUUGAGUGGCUCCGCCGGGAGCUGCGGGAGAUGCAGGCUCAGGACCGGCAGCUGGCGGGGCAGUUGCUUCGGCUGCGGGCCCAGCUGCACCGGCUGAAGGUGGACCAAGCCUGUCACCUGCACCAAGAGCUGCUGGACGAGGCGGAGCUGGAGCUGGAGCUGGAGCUGGAGCCGGGGUCCGGCCUCGCCUUGGCCCCGCCGCUGCGGCACCUCGGCCUCACGCGCAUGAACAUCAGUGCCCGGCGCUUCACCCUCUGCUGA